CUUUUUUGGAUGGGGCGAUUCAUCCCCUCGGUACUCAUCCGACUUUCCAACUAUUAGAUUCCAUGCAUUACUGUUGACGGUGAUUCUGGAAAGAAACGUUCAAAUUUGUGGCCAUCAGAGCCCCUCCCCCCCCCAGCUGCCAAUCAUAAUCAUACGCUUAAUGAAUUCUUAUCUCUCCAUCGGUUUCGCUCCUUCCCGUCUCCUCUUCCUCUCUGACCCGUUUGCUCCCACCACCCCCUCCUCCCUUAACAGGUGAUGCUUCCACAACCACUCCUCCAAAUUCUAUCUGUUGCUGCUGCUGAAAAUUAAAAAUCUUUCCAAUGGAUAAAACGGAGCCGCUCCUCCCCACCAGCACUCCUAGAAGAAAGCUUCUCCCCUCCACUCCCCCCUCCUCCAUCCUCUGCUCCCUCCCCGAAGACGGCGAGAUCUCCAUCCCCUUCUCCCCUUCCCCUUCCUCCUCCCCCCCUUCCCUCAAAGAACGCCUCAUCUUCGGCUCCUCCUCCGACCUCCAAUCUUCCAUCUGUCCCGAAGCCCUUUCCCUCAUCACCUCCCCCUCCACCACCUCCACCCCAUCACCCCCAAUCGUACCAUCCGACCACCGACUUCCCAUCAUCCCCAGAUCUCCGGUCGCUGCCUCAGCGGCAGCGGCGGAAGGCCCGUCGUCGUCGUCGUCAUGGCUGACGGACCCGUCGGCGUUGGCCAUGGGGCGGAGCAACCUGCACAGGUCGCGCACCGCCCCGGCCAUGUCGGCCAUCGACGCCCACGACCAGCAGCCGCCGUCGGCGUCCCCCCGCCGCCCCUCCAUCGUGGGGCAGGCCAUCGCCCUCCUUGCCAUCUACCUCUCCCUAGGCGUCCUCGUCUAUACCCUCAACCGCUCCCACUUCGCCGCCGCCGAGACCCAGCCCGUCGUCGACGCCCUCUACUUCUGUAUCGUCACCAUGUGCACCAUCGGCUACGGCGACAUCACACCCGCUACCCCCACCGCCAAGAUCUUCUCCAUCACCUUCGUCCUCGUCGGCUUCGGCUUCGUCGACAUCCUCCUCUCAGGCAUGGUCUCCUACGUCCUGGACCUCCAGGAGUCCCUCCUCCUCGGCGCCGUCGCCAACCCCCAGCACAACCGCAACGGCGCCCCCGGGGCCAAGCACCACUACCGUCGGGACGUCGCUCGCCACUACAUCGUCGACGUCAAGAAGGGCCGCAUGCGCAUCCGCAUGAAGGUCGCCCUUGCCCUCGGAGUCGUCUUGCUCUGCAUCGGCGUCGGCACCGCCGUGCUCCGCUUCGUCGAGCACCUCGGCUGGCUCGACUCCUUCUACCUCUCCGUCAUGUCCGUCACCACCGUCGGCUACGGGGACCGCGCCUUCAAGACCAUGCCCGGCCGGCUCUUUGCAUCGCUGUGGCUCCUCGUGUCCACGCUCGCCGUGGCCCGUGCCUUCCUCUACCUGGCCGAGGCCAGGAUAGAUAAGAGGCACCGAAUGAUUGCAAAGUGGGUGCUUUCCAGGGACAUGACCAUCGCCGAGUUCCUCGCCGCCGACAUCGACAACAACGGUUUUGUCACGAGAUGUUAUCAAGAGUAUAUAAGAUUAAGGUUUGAAGGAUUAUUUGGGAGCUACCCAUAAAGAACAUUGAACUUGGUUGGGGUACCCUUUUUGAGAUCCUAUUCCCACAUCUGCUCUUUUUGUGAGUGCUUUCUAUCUUUUCUGAUGCUUUUUCCUUACAAUGCUCACCCUUUCUAUCUUUUUCCUUACAAUGCCCACCUAUCAUAAUCUGCUUUCUCCUUAGAAUGCUCACCCAUCAUAAUCUGGCAGAGCAAAAAGGUUAUUAAAAUAUGCAAGCUCUAGAGCUGAGUGGAGAGGGGGGCAGUCUACAAAUUUCUAUCAGCACUUCUUGAUAAAUAUCUUUGGUACCUUUCUUGAGGUUGAUUUCUCUUGCCAUUCAGAGUACUAAUGUUAAUCCUUAGCAUGAUGAGAAGUGUAGCAGAAAGAGAUAUAGGUGGUUAGAUAUGGGUCUUAGGGUAGCAGGGAGAGACUUGUGCAGCCCAGAGAAGAGGGCAGGCUGCUUUAGAAUUGUGUUUGCAGAAAUAAAAUCAGAUAUUUUCAAAUCUGGCUUUGUCCAUUAUAUUCAACCGAGAGCAUUGACAUAAUAGCAGCAGCGAAUGAACUAGGAAGAGA
Elaeis guineensis (African oil palm) is the source of this 2168-nucleotide messenger RNA. NCBI's taxonomy places the organism in Eukaryota, Viridiplantae, Streptophyta, Magnoliopsida, Arecales, Arecaceae. The record is from RefSeq and is a predicted model, not a curated record.